GUGGCGGUGGCUGGAAGGUUCCCUCACUUUGACUACGUGCUUACUAGUGACUACUUACGACGUAGAUACCGUAGGCUCCGUAGCGGGAUACUACUAUAUAUACCUCCCCUCCUCUCUCACUGAAUCCCCUGAGCACACCCACGCCCGCCACAGCCCCGUAGUCGACACGCUUUGUAUCCAGUGCGCGCGGAGACAUCAUGGUCUUCAUAGCUGAGAAGAAGUAUGCAUGUGAAGCGUGCAUCAAAGGUCACCGCGCAUCGGUCUGCCAGCAUACCGACCGGCCUCUGUACGAGAUCAAGAGGAAAGGAAGGCCGGUCUCGCAAUGUGACCAUUGCAGGCAGCUGCGCAAGUCGAAGCAAGUACACGUCAAGUGCAUGUGCGCGCUGGACAGAAGCAAUGAUGAAGGAUACGCGUCGUCCUCCGCCUGCGACUGCGAUCGCACGGGGAUAUGUCACUGUUGCACGACCCGCACGCCAUACUCAGGGCGCAAGCCCAAGACCCGCGAAGCCAAAGCAUCUCCUACCCCGCCUUCCUCAGAGCGCGAGGGCUCUGCAGGCGACUACACUCUGGGACCAGCGGAUUUUGUGGAUGCAGCGCACCUCAACGGCCACCGACCACUCCUGUCUAGACCACCGGAGCCUCAACUACAACCACAGUCGCACGAACUCCCGUACGGGGUUUCCUCUGCACCUGCCUGUCAUGCGUCCGGAUCGCACCACCAAUUGGAACCCCAGCCCAUAUCUCACGGCAACAGUUGCUGCUCGCACGGUGCCCCGAGUGAGCAAAUGCACAUGAUCGAGGGACACGCCCCUCCGUACGCACUGGUGCCGCUCCCUGCACAACAUCCAUCUGCCUUCCCGGAAUCGACCCCCUAUUCAUUCGUCGACCUCUCUGCGCCGACAUCUGAGCUCGACGCAUGGAUGGCCGCGUUCCCCACGCCGAUAUCAGUGCCAAUGCAAGCCCAGUCAUGGAAUACGUCGCUUUGCGGAUGCGGCGACGGGUGCGGAUGUCUGGGGUGCCCUGAGCACGACCCCACCGCUGGCGACGCGCCGUGCAUGGACGCGCAUACGUGCCGGAGUUGCUUGGAGUGCAUAUUGGUGACAGCGCCCGAGGUGCAAGGGCAAGACAUGUCGACUGUCGGAGGCGUUCCCGGGCUUGAUGGAGGUGGACAGGAGAAUAGGUCGUUUGAUAUGCAGCCAUUCGGUAUGCAAGCGGACUUUUACCCUACAUCUAGUCUCGUAAUGCCUGGUAAAGCACCAUGAUAUCAGAGCUGAGCACAGAUGGUUCCUCUACCGUGUCGCAUGGCGGUGUUCUUGGACUCUAGCGUCUGCUUGCGAUGGUCCGCCUAUACACUGCUACAGUAAACAACAUGGAAGCUGAAUGUACUCCUCACCAAUGCUACUAGCAUAAUGUAUGAAGAUCAGAAUGUCCCCUCAGAUGAUUCCACCGUUAUUCUUUCGAGUACUUGAAAAAAGGCGCC
Rhodofomes roseus is the source of this 1480-nucleotide messenger RNA. RefSeq names its product copper fist DNA binding domain-containing protein. Gene Ontology annotation, biological process: intracellular iron ion homeostasis; intracellular copper ion homeostasis; positive regulation of transcription by RNA polymerase II. The transcript is spliced from 4 exons. The record is from RefSeq and is a predicted model, not a curated record. Gene Ontology annotation, molecular function: copper ion binding; RNA polymerase II cis-regulatory region sequence-specific DNA binding; DNA-binding transcription factor activity, RNA polymerase II-specific. Bases 198 to 1262 code for a protein of 354 amino acids. Gene Ontology annotation, cellular component: nucleus. Lineage: Eukaryota; Fungi; Basidiomycota; Agaricomycetes; Polyporales; Fomitopsidaceae.